AUGGACAAACCAACAUCUAAUCUGUUAAAUGGAGAUCUGUUGGAUGUGACUCAAAAAAAGAAAAUUGUCACAGAUGAGAGCUCUACUUCCGACUCUGACUCUGAGCCGAUCACCACCACGGCUGCCAGAUCUGUAUCAUCAUCAUCAGCGCCAUCCACUAAAAAAACUUCAAAGCCUCGUUGUUCGAACAGGGAGGACUUCACCUUACCACUUCUCAAAUACAUUGCCCAUACCGCAAAAACGCUUGUUCUCACUUUCCUGUUCGACUGGUCGCAAAUUAUUCGUCAUCCUAUUGGAUCAUUGACGACUCUAGUGGUGUAUCCAGUAUCAUCUGGAAUCAUGGUCGUUGUUUCCGUAGCGUUUCGACUGGGGAGUCGCUUCAAGCGAAAACAACAGAAAGUACAUUCAAAGAUUUUUGACGAUGACAGAAGACCACUUGUUGAACAGGCUGGCAUCUAUCUCGACAACAAACUAUUAGGACUCAAAGUAGACGCAGUCACGAAGAUAACCCAUUACGAAGACUACGCAGACCCUUGUUACAAAAAACCAUCUUUCAGCAUAGACGUUGCCGAGCUCCUGUUAAUGCUCUCGGCUCUCAUGUAUGAACGAGAGCAUAUAGACUGUAUCGAGGACAAGAGCGAGGAGGAUAUGGAGGAUAUGGUCGCACUUGAGGCAGACGACAACAAUAUUGAGAUCGUGAAUUCAGGGAGAGAUCAGACCCCGAAUGAGAUCCAGGAAGAGGAGAACGAGUAUAAAGUGGAAGACGGAGAGAAAAAGAAAAGGGAUCACAGUAUUCUAUACAUCCUUAGGAAAGCCAACAAGUGGGGUUUAAGAUUCUAUAAACUGUCUGAAUUAGGAACCGAGACGAGUCCAUUUUGUGGUGCAUUCUAUUCGGAGAAACAUAACUUUAUAGUUAUCGCAUUUAAGGGAACGACACCGACAGAUUUCGCUGAAUGGGCUGUCGACGCUACUUUCAUGCGUACUAGUGGCAAGACGCAGUUAUUCGGUGAA
Paraglomus occultum is the source of this 1011-nucleotide messenger RNA. Lineage: Eukaryota; Fungi; Glomeromycota; Glomeromycetes; Paraglomerales; Paraglomeraceae. The record is from the annotation of a GenBank genome assembly.